UAUAGGGUGGUUUCUCGCCAUCGUGGUGGGAUAUCAACCGCUAUUCUCAGCCCUCAAAACAGAGCUAGCUGGUGCAUAGGCUUAUAAAACGAUUGUCAAGAGCGACAGGAUGACACAGACAUGUGUUUUGCUACAGAAGCUUAAAUAGAACCCGAAACUCCCUCUAGUUUGGGUCGUGGUAUGUGAUAACACUACAGCGAUAGAGAGAAAGCAUCAUGAAGGUGACAAUCCUGCUCAUCUGCUCCUGCCUGGUCUGGGGAGGCCUGGGGAAGCCACAGUUUCCUGACCAAGAGAAAGAUCCCCUGUUCUGGAAUACAUGGGCCCAGCGUACUUUGAAGAAUGCCCUCACACUUCAGAAGCUCAAUCAAAACACUGCAAAGAACCUCAUCCUCUUCCUUGGUGAUGGAAUGGGCAUUCCCACAGUGACGGCAGCACGAAUACUGAAGGGGCAGCUGAGCAGACAGAGUGGGGAAGAGACCCAGCUGGAGAUGGACAAGUUCCCCUUUGUUGCGCUUUCCAAGACAUAUAACACCAAUGCCCAGGUGGCAGACAGUGCGGGUACAGCCACAGCAUACCUCUGUGGGGUGAAGGCCAACGAGGGAACGGUGGGUGUGAGUGCAGCUGCCGUCCGCUCCCAGUGCAACUCCACACAGGGCAACGAGGUCACCUCCAUCCUCAGAUGGGCCAAGGAAGCCGGCAAGUCAGUGGGAAUAGUCACGACAACGCGUGUGAAUCAUGCCACCCCCAGUGCAGCCUAUGCCCACUGUGUGGACAGGGACUGGUACUCCGAUGGAGAGAUGCCCGCUGAGGCAGUACAGGCAGGCUGCAAGGACAUCGCCAGGCAGCUCUUUGAGAACAUUCCCAACAUCGAUGUGAUUAUGGGAGGAGGGAGGAAGUACAUGUUCCCCAAAAACCAGUCAGAUGUGGAGUAUCCUGGAGAGAAGAAACACUUCGGUACCCGCAUCGAUAGAAGGAACUUGGUGGAGGAGUGGAAUAACCGAAUGAAAAACAAGAACGCCCACUAUGUAUGGAACAAGAAGGAACUUUUAUCGCUAAACCCUAAUAGUGUGGAUUACCUUUUGGGUCUGUUUGAGCCUGGAGAUCUUCCCUAUGACCUGGAGAGAAACAAUGAGACAGAUCCUUCACUGACAGAGAUGGUGGAGGUGGCCAUCAAGAUCCUGAAGAAAAACCCCAGUGGAUUCUACCUGCUGGUGGAGGGAGGGCGCAUUGACCACGGACAUCACGAGGGUAAAGCCAAGCAGGCCCUGCACGAGGCAGUGGAGAUGGACCGGGCCAUUGGCCACGCCGGCCUCAUGACCAGCAUAUAUGACACAAUGACUGUCGUCACUGCUGACCAUUCUCACAUGUUCAACUUCGGAGGCUACACUCCAAGAGGGAACACAAUUUUUGGACUGGCUCCCAUGUUGAGUGAUGUGGACCAGAAGCCCUUCACCGCCAUCUUAUAUGGGAACGGACCAGGGUUCAAAGUAGUCAAUGGUCUGAGAGAGAACGUCUCCACCCUUGACUAUGAGGAAAAUAACUACAAGGCCCAGUCUGCAGUGCCGCUGAGUAUGGAGACUCAUGGAGGAGAGGAUGUGGCUGUGUUUGCUAAGGGCCCCAUGGCUCACCUGCUGCACGGUGUCCACGAACAGAACUACAUUCCCCAUGUCAUGGCUUAUGCUGCCUGCAUUGGCCAGAACAGAGACCACUGCAUGUCAUCCAGUGGAGCCUCUAGUCUCAGCGCUGCUCUGCCCAGCCUGACAGCUCUCCUCACACUCAUCCGCCUCCUCUGCUGACCUUUCACCCCAACCCCCCUCCUGCACUACCCCACCCCUCCUCUCUGUAUAUAUGUAUUACUCCCACACCUUUUUUAUAGUGUGGAUAUAAUGCAGAUUAGAUUCUUUCUCUAUUGUUGAUUUUUUUUUUAUUAUUCUGUACAGUUGAAUGACUUUGGGACCAAUGUAAGGGCAUUUCAAGUGGAACCGACAGCGUGUUAACUACUUUGCAGAUAUGGAACCGACAGACAAUCAUAAUAUCAGUCAACAAUAUCAAAAUCCCAGGUAAUGCUACAAAACCAACUUUAUAAGAGGUUUUAAAAAUAGGUUAUAUUUGACUCAACAUUCCAUGAUGUACAUUGAGGCAUUGUUGGCAGAAUAGAUGGAUGCAGUUCAAUGCAUGAUUAACAUAAUUCACCAAUACAUUUGGUGUAAAUACAUUAUCAUUCUGCAUGAACUGUUUCAUUAUCAAUGACUCAAUAUUUUGGACAAAAACUGACGAAUGUAACUAAGGCUGGGAUUGUCAAUACAAUCAAACUAGCAAGGGAAAUGAUCACAAGUCAGACAUAAUGUGGCUAAUAUGCUAGCGUAUCUAUUUAUGUAGCUAGCUAAAAACACAGAGCCUAGCGUUAGCUAGCUAGCUGCUAGGAGGACGUCAUGAGUGAGUGAGGACGUUGGUGAGGAUGUUCACCGACUUUUUCCCCUCAUAUAAUUUUUUGGUGGCUACACAGCUAGAAAUGCAUGUGUCAUUUGGUUAGCUAGCAAUAAAUGUGAAUCGCUUUGAUUGGUA
Messenger RNA from Salmo salar (Atlantic salmon), 2565 nucleotides. RefSeq names its product alkaline phosphatase. Gene Ontology annotation, molecular function: alkaline phosphatase activity. Gene Ontology annotation, biological process: dephosphorylation. Lineage: Eukaryota; Metazoa; Chordata; Actinopteri; Salmoniformes; Salmonidae. Gene Ontology annotation, cellular component: plasma membrane. The record is from RefSeq and is a predicted model, not a curated record.